AUAUACAAAAAGCCUGUUUGUUAUAUAAAAAACCAUCUCCAAUUUUCUUCACUCUCUCCCAAAAAGCAAUUGAUUCAAACAUGGUUGAAGGAUUUGGUCUUCAAAGAAUGUUGAAGGCUAAAGCUUUGAUAAUCAGAGUCAACUUGCUCUUCCUAGCUUUCUUCUUGCUCAUUUAUGUUGCCCUCCUCCUCCGCCGCCCUUCUUCGUCUUUCGCCCCGUAUUCUCUCAAUGCUGCUUCGUUCGUCUCGUGUUCUCUUCGCGAGUGCCAUCCCAAGAUGAAAGCAGUUUUGGAGGAGACUGAACCAAGAUUGCCUUUACAGUUGAGGAGGAAUAUGACAAAGUUGGAGAUACCAAUGAAGCUUUGGAAGAAAAUGGGGAAAUCAAUAAAAAUUGGGAUGGUGAAUUUGGAUGAAGAAGAUAUCAGUGAGUGGGAGGCAAGUUUUGAUAUCAUACACGUCGGUUUCGAGAAGGUGUCCAAAUAUUUCGAGUGGAAGGAUUUGUUUCCGGAGUGGGUUGACGAAGAGGAAGACCUAGAUGGUGCAUCAUGUCCAGAGAUACCGUUACCAGAUUAUCGAAGAUAUCAAAAAGUCGAUAUGAUAGUGGCGAAGCUGCCAUGUCGGUACCCGGAGGAGGGUUGGGGGAGGGACGUAUUCCGGCUUCAAAUACAUUUGAUAGCGGCCAACAUGGCUGCAAAGAAAGGUAAGAGGGACUGGUUUUCCCGGACGAAGGUGGCGUUUUUGAGCAAAUGUCGACCAAUGAUGGAGCUUUUUCGGUGCAACGACUUGAUCGGCCGAGAGGGAGAUUGGUGGUUUUAUGAGCCGGAGAUGAGUAGAUUGGAGCAAAAGGUUUCAUUGCCGAUCGGGUCUUGUAAAUUGUCAAUGCCCAUUUGGGAUCGAGGAGUGGAGAAAGUGUACGAUCUUUCCAAAAUCCAAAGGUUAACAAAGACGGUAAAACGAGAAGCAUACGCCACCGUUAUCCACUCUUCAGAAGCUUACGUGUGCGGCGCCAUUACCCUGGCUCAGAGCCUACUCCAAACCGGAACAAAGCGCCAUCUUAUCCUCCUAAUGGACGAUUCUAUCUCCAUGUCCAAACGCGCCGCCUUGGUCUCAGCCGGGUGGAACAUCCGGAUCAUAACCCGGAUCCGAAACCCCCGGGCCGAGAAAGACUCUUACAAUGAAUACAACUAUAGCAAGUUCCGGCUGUGGCAGCUCACUGACUACGACAAGAUCAUCUUCAUCGACUCCGACAUCAUCGUCCUUCGCAAUCUGGACCUUCUCUUUCAUUUCCCUCAGAUGUCCGCGGUCGGCAAUGACAACUCCAUCUUCAACUCUGGUAUCAUGGUUAUCGAGCCCUCCAAUUGUACGUUUCGUGUCUUCAUGGAGCGGCGUGACGAGAUCGUCUCCUACAACGGAGGUGACCAAGGAUUUUUGAACGAAGUGUUCGUGUGGUGGCACAGGCUACCACGACGAACAAACUUCCUAAAGAACUUUUGGUCGAACACAACACUAGAGAGGAGCGUGAAGAACGAGAUGUUCGGGGCCGAUCCACCGAAGCUUUAUGCGAUACAUUACUUAGGUUUGAAACCAUGGUUAUGCUAUAGGGACUACGAUUGCAAUUGGAACAUAGACGACCAACGGGUCUACGCUAGCGAUGUGGCUCACCAAAGAUGGUGGAAGCUACAUGACGCCAUGGAUGAGAAGUUGCAAUCAUUUUGUAAGCUUACAGAGAGAAGGAGGAUUGAGUUGGAUUGGGAUAGGAAAAUGGCUAAGAAUAUUGGCUAUGAGGAUCAGCAUUGGAACAUUAACAUCACUGAUCCUAGACGGAUUCAUUUGGUUUAGAAAUCAUAUGAAAGUUUGUUGAUUUCCAUUUUUAUUCUUUCGUCCUUUCUUUUUCUCGUUUGGUGAUGAUUUUUGAUACACACAUUUAUAUGUAUAAUUGGUUUUAGUAUAAUUUAUGUGUGAAUAGUUCAUUAUGUGUUCAUAUUAAAUUCUAUAAACGAUGAAAAUUUAAAAUUCAUUUUGAAAUGAUUCUUUUAAA
Messenger RNA from Cucumis melo (muskmelon), 2037 nucleotides. RefSeq names its product UDP-glucuronate:xylan alpha-glucuronosyltransferase 2. The record is from RefSeq and is a predicted model, not a curated record. The transcript has 5 exons. Gene Ontology annotation, molecular function: glycosyltransferase activity. The coding region runs from base 81 to 1838 and encodes 585 amino acids. Lineage: Eukaryota; Viridiplantae; Streptophyta; Magnoliopsida; Cucurbitales; Cucurbitaceae. Gene Ontology annotation, biological process: xylan biosynthetic process.